AUGAAGAUUCCUUCGUUCGGAGAAAGACCUAUUCCACUUGCUCUUCAUGAUGUUCUUGAUGUUGGUGAUGCUCCGAAAAGGGUUAGACUUAAAAGAAAAUCAAAGGUGGAUGCAGAGGAGUUGGAUGAUUAUACUAUUAGUGUUGUUAAUGUUACUGAAGAUAUUGCUUCUGGUAAUAAUGUUGCGACCAUAACUAAGAAUCAAAAGCAUACACCAAAGCUAGUAGAUCAGCAUGAAACUUUGAAGGCCACCAAUACCACCAGUUGUUCAAAACCAAGCCUCAACAUCAACUCCGACCACCACUACUUACAUCCCCAUUACUACUAUUCAUAUCCAAACCACAUCACAAAUUCCUAA
Lactuca saligna is the source of this 357-nucleotide messenger RNA. The record is from the annotation of a GenBank genome assembly. NCBI's taxonomy places the organism in Eukaryota, Viridiplantae, Streptophyta, Magnoliopsida, Asterales, Asteraceae.